This is a messenger RNA of Cylas formicarius (sweet potato weevil), 971 nucleotides long. RefSeq names its product L-xylulose reductase-like. The transcript is spliced from 5 exons. Bases 111 to 845 code for a protein of 244 amino acids. Lineage: Eukaryota; Metazoa; Arthropoda; Insecta; Coleoptera; Brentidae. Gene Ontology annotation, biological process: glucose metabolic process; xylulose metabolic process. Gene Ontology annotation, molecular function: L-xylulose reductase (NADPH) activity; carbonyl reductase (NADPH) activity. The record is from RefSeq and is a predicted model, not a curated record.
UAGCUACUUAACGUUUAUAAGUAAAUACAGUAUGCAAUUAUUAUGAAAUAGUUAGCGUUAGUGCAGUCUUAUAUUUUGGUGUUAAAGUGCGCCCAUCCAGAGUUUGAAAAAUGGAAAUUAAUUUCAAAAACAAAAAAGUUUUAAUAACAGGCGCAGCGGGUGGAAUUGGAAGCGCUAUUACAGAAAGGGUUAUAAAACACGGCGGCAAUGUCGUGGCUGUAGAUACGUCGAAAGAACACCUAGAACAUCUAAAACGUCGAAUAUCUUCUGUCGAAAUAGUACACGCCGAUCUCACCGAUUGGGAUGCUGUCCAAAAAUCCAUACGACCUUUACUGCCCAUCGAUAUGUUGGUCAAUUGUGCUGGGUAUGUCGAUGUUCAGCCACUCGGUGAUGUGACGCAAGAAGCAUUUCAAAAAACUUUCGACGUUAACGUAAAAGGUAUGUUCGCGAUCACUCAAGUAAUAGUCGACGAUCUACUGAAGACAAACAGGACGGGAUCAAUAGUGAACAUCUCCUCCCAAGCUGCCCAAGCGGGUUUGUUAUAUCACACAGUGUACUGCGCAUCCAAAGGUGCAGUAGACGCGUUCACCAGGGCUUUGGCACUGGAACUAGGCCCAAAAGGAAUACGAGUUAAUGCGGUUAAUCCCACCGUAGUGAUGACAGCUAUGGGUAGGAAAGCCUGGGAUGAUCCCGUUCGAAGGGAGGCCAUAUUCGAGAAAAUUCCACUCAGAAGGUUUGCAGAAGUCGAAGACGUAGUUAAUGCGGUUAUCUUUUUAUUAAGCGACAAAGCUGCUAUGAUUCAUGGCCAUUGCUUACCAGUAGAUGGAGGCUUCUUAUCGGCUUGAACAAGUGGUCGAUAUUUAACUGAAAUGUCAUAAGUCUGUACGAUUGCACCACAACUUUGAAAUAAAUUUAGUCUCGCCUAUACUGUUUUUUACAUUUAGCGGAGUUUUUUGUCCCGCUGUCAUAAA